This is a messenger RNA of Anopheles funestus (African malaria mosquito), 2194 nucleotides long. RefSeq lists its product as uncharacterized. NCBI's taxonomy places the organism in Eukaryota, Metazoa, Arthropoda, Insecta, Diptera, Culicidae. The record is from RefSeq and is a predicted model, not a curated record. Bases 279 to 1931 code for a protein of 550 amino acids. The transcript is spliced from 4 exons.
UUAAUUUAUUGGUUUAUUUAUUGAUAAAAUUUAAUGUUUUGCUUUUUUAAAUAUGAUGCAAACUGCUACAAAUUUUGAUGGCAAUAUUUUAUCAUACCUUCAUUCGUAAAUGACACAUUAUUAUAUAAUCAUUUUCACCGGGCUUUUGAAGCGGCCGUAGCUGUCAAACGGCAUUCAAUGUCAAACGGUAUUCAAUGUUCAGCUCGCAAACUGCCGGCCUUUUCGCUGUAAAAGAAACAGAAAGAUUCAGUGCAAUAGUUUGAUAAAAUUGGUUAACAAUGAAUAAUCUACUGAAGCGUCCGGAUAUGACGGAGCGUUGUAUUUGGAAGAUACUAACAUCCAAGCGCCUGCUGAUAGAUCAUCUGGAAGUGGUUGAAAUUUGCUUCAAAUUUGAACAGAACAUCACCCAGGCGGGAAUCAUGCAGAAACCUGUUCGUUCACGUAAAAUCGUGUGUGCCGGAUGCCUUUUAACCAUAGCAGCAGUCACCCGAUUCUCGCCUUCCUAUGUAACAAGUCCAUGGCAGAUAGUAGCAUCCACUACCAGCGCUCUACUGCUCGGUGGUGUAGCGUAUGAGGAAUUCUUUUACUAUUGCGAUCGCACCAUAAUCACAAGACUCAUAAAAUCCAUCGAUCUGUACGACCAUACAAUGAAGAAAAUGCUGAUGUUUAUGAAUGAAGUGAUCUACGGCAAUCAACGUAUUAGUUGUUUAAGAAAUGGCGCAAAUGAGAAAGAAAUGCUUCGGAUUUGUACGGGAAACUGCAUCAAAGCCAUCAACACCAUGUACGAUUAUGUACAAGAAUUAGAAGAGAAAACGGAAUUACGCGACGAGUUCAGCUCAUUUUACGAUCUGCUGGAGACUUUAGAAAAUUGUGAUGCAUUUAAACAAUUGGUACCGAAUCUAACUAUGGCAAAGGAAUUGUACAAUAUCUUUCUGUACAUGCAAUCUCACUGCCUGCUGCGAUUGUCCCUAGCUAUAUUGAGCGAUCUGAAAAUAAGUGUAAUAAAGGUCGAAACCAAUCGUCUCAUCGAUUGUCUCAACAGUCAAGCAGGAGAGCUUAAAAAGCAAUUGAUGCUGAACGGAUUAUCGCAAAUGGAAGAUUUGGUGAUGGAGAACGAAAUAAAAGAAUCCGGUUUACGUGAGCUGUUGUCCGUGAAGCACCAUUCGCUUGACCUAGCAGUGAAGCUAACGGCGAAUGUUCAGCAAAUGAUACUGAUAGAUAAUAACAUCCAAUGUCUCGUUAACCCUGAAUCGUGGCUCGGGCGAUUGCAACUGCAGAACGCAGUUAAUAAUCUAUCCGCCGUUCAAUCUUACUUCCAAACACGCAUGGUCGAAUGUGAACGCUUAACGAUUGCGGUAAAAAAGUUGCUGAACAGUUCCGAAAAAGCUCGCCAACACGAACAAGUAUUAGACGUCGAGACAGCGAACGAAUCCACGUAUGAUGAACCGAUUUCCGAAUCACAAAAUGCAACACACCGGUUGCAGGAUGAGUUUUUCGUAAACACCGGUACUGAAGCUGAAGAAGACGGUGACGAUAUCGCUUCAGGGCAGUACGCACUGCAAGUAGAGGAGGAACUGGUUGCCAAACGGUUGAUGAAAAAACAAUUUCAACCUAUUUUGCUACAGCUCCGUGAACGGCUCGUACCAGUUGAAGAGUCGUUUAAGCAGCGCGAACGAAUUGCGCUGGAACUGAAGGGGAUUAUAAUUCCUGACGAAGAAGAAUCUCACGAUGAAUCUAAACUGGCCAGCCAACCGGCACCACUCGACUCUGAUGAUGAUUCUGAUGAUGAAGAGUUGGAAGCGCAGAUGAAGCGUAAUCGCAGCCAAAACAAGUACAAAGCUGAUCGUGAUUUUCUAGCUAGUAAGCAGCAGAUCUCAUUCCUGCUCUCUAUUCCCAAGGAUGUACAGAUGGAUGAAAAUAUCCUGGAGUAGCAGCAAUAUUCCAGUGCCAGCAGGAGCCACGAGAUGUUCGUCUACACGAACCUCGUGCAUGGUGGGAUUAACAGGGUAUUUUCAUAGCUUUAUUAAUUUAAAUUAACUUAAUGCGACCAUUAUGUAUGCAAAAUUGUUUGCAAACACUCGAAGAGAUUUAGCAAUAAAACGUUAUCUUGAACAAUAGUAUGGUGUUCUUUUAUUUGCGAAUAUGCUGGAAAUUACUUUCCGAUUUGAAUGUUAGUCAGCAUAUUUAACGACCA